Molecule: messenger RNA, 3170 nt
Organism: Uranotaenia lowii
Lineage: Eukaryota; Metazoa; Arthropoda; Insecta; Diptera; Culicidae
Product: protein dissatisfaction-like
Exons: 7
Coding region: 486-2183 (565 amino acids)
Biological process (GO): cell differentiation; anatomical structure development; regulation of transcription by RNA polymerase II
Molecular function (GO): RNA polymerase II cis-regulatory region sequence-specific DNA binding; nuclear receptor activity; zinc ion binding
Source: RefSeq, a predicted model, not a curated record
CAUCAGUCGGUAAUCAGCUUCUACCGUUUCUGGGCUGAUGCAAAGCCAGAGAACCACUACGGGAAAUCUGGACACCCGGAGUCAGUUUAUCAGGAACAAUCGAGACAGUGACAUCGAUCGACUAAAGUUUCCCGCGUCCGCGUUUGCUUAGAGAUUUCGUUGAACGUACGAAAAAGACCGUGUUGUUCAAGAACUUUGUUGCGUCGGAUUUGUGGAAUCGAAAUCGACCUUUUGAGUGAUUCACCAAGAGCUGCUCACUAUUGUAAAAAGGAAUAUUGUCUGUGCCAAAAACACAGAUUGAAGUGUUGGGAGCUUAAUAGCGAAAAAUAAAAGCAAACAAAUUGUUUAAUUUUCUUUUUUGUUGAAGUGAAUAUUGUGAAUAAAUUUUGUGCCGUAAUUCAAUUGAAGAUAAAUGUGAUCUUGCUGCAAUUUAGCAGUGAAAAUUAAUCAAGUUGGAUUUCAAAUUCGUUUGGCAGCCACGAAGAAUGGGAACAGGUGACAGACUUCUCGACAUUCCAUGCAAAGUGUGUGGCGAUCGAAGCUCCGGAAAGCAUUAUGGGAUCUACAGCUGUGAUGUUUCCUCGGACCUUUCAGGUUGUUCCGGAUUCUUCAAACGUAGCAUCCAUCGGAAUCGGGUGUACACGUGCAAAGCAGCCGGCGAACUGAAAGGUCGCUGUCCGGUCGAUAAAACCCACCGGAACCAGUGCCGUGCCUGUCGGCUGAACAAGUGCUUCCAAUCGGCGAUGAAUAAAGAUGCUGUUCAACAUGAGCGUGGACCACGAAAGCCUAAACUGCAACAUCUUCCUCCGAAUGCGGGUCAUCCACACCAUAUGGGCGGUCCAUUCAUGAACGGGACUGGGUACGGUCAUAUUCCACACUUCGCCAACAUGCAUCACUCCGCCAUGCAGCAGAACUCGAUUCUUCACCAUCCGCAGCCUCUUUCAUUCGCCCACCUGGGUCAUCCGAUGCCACCGACGCUUCUUCCGCCGGUCAAGCUAGAGCAGAACAAAUUCGAAUUUCCUCCUACUGGUAACACACAACUGCCACCCAAUCUGUUUCCACAGGUCAAGCUGGAACAUGCCAAGCUUUCGUCGUUCGACUUUUCACCGUCGAGUCAUCGAAUCUACAAACCUCUGGAUCAGCUGCCCCCGUCGCCAACCAACUCCAAAAGCUCCAUCAGCAUCGAUUCACCGUCGGAAAGCUUAACGAGCCCCCAGCCGUCGACAAUCGAUUGCGGCUCCAGUGUGAUCAGCCCAACGCCAAUCAAUGCCAGCAAUCCAAGUCUUCCCUCACCACUGUCCCAAAAUGGAGUUCUCGAUAUACUGAUGAGCUCAGACAAAUGCCAAGAGUUCAUCCAGUACCAAAUGCACAACAACAAUGUCAUGUUUCCCAACUUCAACCUGUCGGAAGGCAAUGGUCCAAUGGCACCACAGCCAGCCCCUCCACCUCCACCGCCACCACCACUGAUACCACACCCACCAACACUUCCGCUAGAUAGUCCAGUACUGAAAUUACCGACGUGGGAAAUUCUCCAGGAAACUACUGCUCGACUAUUGUUUAUGUCAGUUCGGUGGGUGCGUUGCCUGAUUCCAUUUCAAACGCUGUCUAAAGCUGAUCAACACCUUUUGCUACAGGAAUCUUGGAAGGAGCUUUUCCUGCUCAAUUUUGCGCAGUGGAGCGUACCGUGGGACCUAAGUGGGCUGCUUGAGAGUCCUCCGGUUCGAGAUCGGCUUCCGCUCGAUCCGGCUACCCAGAUGGAGAUGAAAACGAUGCAGGAAAUCCUGUGCCGCUUUAGGCAGAUCUCGCCGGAUCUGAGCGAGCUCGGCUGCAUGAAGGCAGUGAUCCUGUUUUCACCCGAAACAUCCGAGCUGUGCGACGUCCAGCCCGUGGAAAUGCUCCAAGAUCAAGCCCAGUGUGUCCUUUCGGAACACGUCCGCGUACGUUACCCCCGGCAGCCAACCCGAUUCGGUAGGCUUCUACUGUUGCUUCCCUUGCUGCGUACAAUCCGUUCAACUACCAUUGAAACGUUGUUCUUCAAGGAAACGAUAGGAACCGUUCCCAUCUCACGGCUGCUGAUCGACAUGUACCAGAUGGAAAAGUACAGCGAACUGGAUGGGGGAGCCGGCGGAAACGCCGAAACUCACGGAAGCACCACCCCUGGACCUACCAUGAACAAACCUUAGACGGUGUACGGGACGUGAACUUUCUCAGGUGGUGAGGUAAACUAGGACUUUAUUAUAUCAAGUAGGAAAUUAUCUUUAAAAAAAAUGGUCCCUUAACUCGAACAUCCUGAUCCGAACGUCAUUCCUUAAGCUCAAUGGGCAACAUUUUCGAAUCACAUACCGCAAGCGAACGGUUCAACGUCAAAGGUAAAAGAAAAAGUUCAACAUGUUCACAUCUGGAGAAAAUCCUAAAGAAAAAAAAAUGAUUUUCUCUAUAUUGCCUCAAGAUAUUUGAGUUGUAUCUGCCUCGAAAUUGUUUCGCUCUAGUCUUACACACGAGCGAAUCAAAAGUGUGUGAUUUUUUUCGUAGCACAAUACGUAACUUUGCGGGUGAAAACAGUACCACCUUGCCACAAAACAUUACAACACGGUCCCAAAAUCAAAUCCUGGGACAGGAAAGAAUGCGAAGCAUCUCAACUGCCGAAAUAUGGUAGAGGGUGAUGGGCGUAGAGCUGCUCUUUUUUUUUGUUUAUUCCUGGAGAAUAACGACACACUCAUAGCAAGGUGAAUCAAGUCCUCUUGGCUGAUAUUAUUUUUUAAUUUGCGAAUUCAAAAUGUAUCCAAAGGGAACGCUAAAGACGUUAAAAAAAAAGUAAUUGCAGAAAAACAAUUUGUUACAUCCUAAAGUCAAUAUUUGAGGAAGAAAAAUGUCUGAUUUCAAUGGUAGUUAAACGACGAUUUCUACCCUUCAGACAUCCACGAAAAAAUAAACACUGUAAUUGAUUGGAGAGGAAAAAAUGAUUCUAACGUACUUGUAUUCAAAUCUCUGCCGUCGGUGAUCUUAGUAUAGUCAACAAUGUAAAAAACACUCGUCAAAACAAUAAAAAUCAAACGAUUCGGUCGAAUCUGCAUCAACUGGUGCGAAUAUUUAAACACAUUAACACACCUAUUGAAAUCUGUUAAUAAUGUAGUGGCAAUUUGUAUAGUAUCGAAAAGUGACAUCUCAAC